CGCGAGUGAUUGUGGAUAGCAAUAGCGAUGUUUUGGUAGCUAGACAUCAUGAAGCGUAUAUAUCCGUUUCACAAAUAUAUCUACGCAAUUGAGCUGAAACCUUAAGAACAUACAUUCGUUAUUGGAACGUAGCCCUGUACAGAUGGGGACAACAACAUGAACGUGACCAUGAACGCUAGUAGCAGUGAGGCGCGUUACUGCGGCCCGGGAUUGGAGCACUUCCACGCCGGUUACCGUCAUGCCCACGGCUACGUCAGUCUGCUGGUCUGCGUCUUCGGCUCCGUGGCGAACGUACUCAACAUCGCCGUCCUCACUCGGCGAGAGAUGAGUUCCCCUACCAACACCAUCCUGACCGGACUGGCAGUGGCCGACCUCCUCGUGAUGCUGGAGUACAUCCCCUUCGCCUGCCACAUGUAUCUCCCGCAGCGACCCAAGAGGGAGCGGUUCUCGUACGGCUGGGCGUUGUUUGUGCUGCUGCACGCGCAGGUCUCCCAGGUCUGCCACACGAUCUCGAUAUGGCUGACGGUGACUCUGGCUGUGUGGCGGUACAUCGCGGUGGCGUACCCGCAACACAACCGAGAGUGGUGUGGCAUGCAGAGGACUAUCGCUGUGAUAGUCUUCGGCUACAUCUUCUGUCCUCUGCUGUGCGUACCGCUCUACCUCGCCUUCGAGAUCGAGCCUAAGAUAGCGUUACUCGGCGAGGACGGGAAUGACGCUCAGCCCAACUCUACGAUAGCGUACAACACGACCUUAUACGUGGUAGACCUCAGCGCGAUGGGGAAAGCCAACAAUAACCUGCUGAUGGACAUCAACUUCUGGGUGUACAGUGUAGUUAUCAAGAUAAUUCCUUGUAUCGCGCUGACAGUCCUGAGUCUUCGACUCAUCUGUGCGUUGUUGGACACCAAGAGACGCCGCGAGAAGUUGACCAGCGGCAGCAAGAAGACGACGCGUCUCUUGGAGAAGGAGCGUCAGACGGAUCGCACAACCAGGAUGCUACUGGCUGUCCUGCUUCUCUUCCUACUCACCGAGGUCCCUCAGGGUAUCUUAGGGAUGUUGAGUGUCAUGCUGGGCCAGAGGUUCUUCAGGGACUGCUACAACAAACUAGGGGAGGUCAUGGACAUCUUGGCUCUUAUAAACUCUGCCAUCAACUUUAUCCUCUACUGUGCGAUGAGUAGACAGUUCAGGACUACGUUCAGUGUGCUGUUCAGGCCGAGGUGGCUGCCAGUGCCCCAAGUGGACAACAACGGUCACAGUAACUACACGACUACUCAGGUGACCCAGGUUUAGUGACGAGCUAGCGAGAGGGUUCCCUGCACAUCUCUCUAGACCUCCCUUCUUGCCUCUCAUACCUCGACCCAGCGUGCAAAGUGGCCUUGUACUUUCUUUUAAGAAAUUUUAAUGGAAGUAUAUAUAAUAUAUAUACUA
This is a messenger RNA of Homalodisca vitripennis (glassy-winged sharpshooter), 1425 nucleotides long. RefSeq names its product G-protein coupled receptor dmsr-1-like. Gene Ontology annotation, molecular function: G protein-coupled peptide receptor activity. The transcript has 2 exons. The record is from RefSeq and is a predicted model, not a curated record. Gene Ontology annotation, biological process: G protein-coupled receptor signaling pathway. The coding region runs from base 157 to 1287 and encodes 376 amino acids. Gene Ontology annotation, cellular component: membrane. Lineage: Eukaryota; Metazoa; Arthropoda; Insecta; Hemiptera; Cicadellidae.